GGCCCGGCCUAGCCCGGCCCGGACCGCGCCACCAGUGAACGUAGGGUGCUGACGGGGGGUGCCGACUGCCGACGGUGUUCAGGGCGCCUGUGCUGUGGCGAUGCGCGCUGUGCGAGCGCUGGCGCUGGUGGCGCUGCUGCUGGAGGUCAGCGCUGUGCUCAGCUACCCGCGAGAGGCUGCUGACGUGGGCGUCCUCUCGCCGCAAGAUGUCGGUCGACGUGGCCGAGACGAGCAUGCUGAAUGAUCGGCCGAUUAUCGGCAUCCUCUCCCAGGAGGUGCCCAGGAGCCUCCGCAGGGCGUUCGGUAACUACACUAGCUACAUCGCCGCCUCCUACGUCAAGUACUGGGAGGCGGCCGGAGCCAGAGUCGUCCCUAUCCGCAUCAACCAGCCCCGAUCCUACUACCGCCAGCUAUUCAGCGGGCUGAACGGCCUCGUCUUCCCCGGCGGCUCGGCCAAGCUGGACGUCAGCGGCUACGGCAGAGCGGCGCGCAUCCUCUGGGAUAUGGCCGCACAGGAGCCAAAGGACUUCUUUCCCAUAUGGGGGACGUGCCUGGGCUUUGAGCUGCUGACGUUCCUGGAGUUGAACGAGAGGAGGCUGGACCGCUGCAAGUCGCAGAACCAGGCGCUACCGCUGGAGUUCACCGCAGAUGGCUUCACUAGCCGCAUGUUCUCCGGAACCAGCAAGGCCCUGCUGAAGGCGUUCAUGGAGCAGAACGUCACCAUCAACUUCCACAAGUACUGCGUCUCGCCAGAGACCUAUCGGAACACCUCACUGUCCAGAAACUAUCGACUGAUCGCAACCAACCGCGACUGGGACGGCCAGGUCUUCGUCAGCGCCUUUGAGCAUAGGAUCCGACCGGUCUACGGCGUUCAGUUCCAUCCCGAGAAGAACAUCUUCGAGUGGGGCGAGAAGACCAGCAUCAGCGCCAUCCCCCACUGGCCCGAGGCCAUCCAGGCCUCGCAGUACCUGGCCGACUUCUUCAUCAGCGAGGUGCGCAAGAACCGUCACAGGUUUCCCAGCGCCGCUGAGGAACACAAGCACCUGAUCUACAACUACAAAACCGAGUACACCGGGCUCAUCGGAUCUGUGUUUGUCCAGUGUUAUCUGUUCGAUUGAUGGCUGGCGCUGUUCCGCAACAUCUGACAUCUUGCAGCCUGUUUGUGGUGCACUAGCAGGUUAUGGUCUCCGCAGUCGACCCCAAAGUCCCCAGCUGCCCGACCAACUUUGCAAUCAGCUCCUCCCUAUAUUCGCGUAGCAUGUAGGCGAAACCCGUCAAGCCUUAGAUUUGGGUGACUUUGUUGUGUAGGCUCGGCUUUGUAGUGUUUGCUCUGUUUUGGCAUAUUUUUGUGUCGGGUAUUUUGUGCACGGCAUAUGCAUGUAUGCUUUAUACUGGUUAAGAAAACCUUAAUGCUGAUGGUACGCACUUGCAAGGUUUGCAGUUAUAUAACACGGUAUUUUAUACUGGCGCUUAUUUGUUUCUCUCAAGAACAACCAAGUAUUUCAGACCAACUGAUAUAACAAUCCCAAAUGAACAAAAAUGCUAAACGUGACGCGUGCACUCAUACUUUAAUGUUUCAUUUUUUACAGGAAUGCAGCACACUGUGUUUCGCACUGUUUGAUACAGCAUUAACAUCUGAGGUGGUGAUAUAUACGCCUGUAACAGGAACCACAUAACAUAAAUGGGAUCCCCUCCCAUCCCCACGCGGUAGUUCGUAGUCCUUUCCUGUCGUAGGGCAUCACUCAACAUUUUACCUCAUGUUUAAACUUUCCAUAUUCAGUCUUCUCCUAUUGUUCACAGGUUUCGGCUGUGUGUUCUUCCGUACAAAUGUCAUGUUACUCAAUACAAUAUUCAAUACAUUUUAUCGACCACCCGGA
Messenger RNA from Pollicipes pollicipes, 1877 nucleotides. RefSeq names its product gamma-glutamyl hydrolase-like. Gene Ontology annotation, cellular component: vacuole. NCBI's taxonomy places the organism in Eukaryota, Metazoa, Arthropoda, Thecostraca, Pollicipedomorpha, Pollicipedidae. The record is from RefSeq and is a predicted model, not a curated record. Gene Ontology annotation, biological process: tetrahydrofolylpolyglutamate metabolic process. Gene Ontology annotation, molecular function: gamma-glutamyl-peptidase activity.